This is a messenger RNA of Cucurbita pepo subsp. pepo (vegetable marrow), 1260 nucleotides long. The record is from RefSeq and is a predicted model, not a curated record. Lineage: Eukaryota; Viridiplantae; Streptophyta; Magnoliopsida; Cucurbitales; Cucurbitaceae.
CUUAGUAUUUCAAUAGACCUUGAUCUUAAUUCAUUGAUUUUUUGUGUGCAGCUCUACGUAAAUAUGGCGGACCAAAAGCUUCCUCCUGCAAGCCUUGUGGUUCCUCUGGACUUCGACUCAGUUCAGACUGUUCCUGAAUCUCACUUAUGGCCUCACCCCGAUGAAUCAUCGCGGAAGAUCGAAUCGGACAAAAUAGUCUCGGUCCCAGUUAUCGAUCUUAACGACGAUAAUGUGUUGGAGCUCAUAGGGAAAGCCUGCGAGGAGUGGGGAAUGUUUCAGUUGAUUAAUCAUGGUAUCCCGAAAACCCUAAUAGCCGAAACCGAGGAGGUGGCUCAAUGUCUUUUCUCUCUUCCAAAAAGCCAAAAGAUGAAGGCAUUACAGGUUCCCGGAACCUCUACUGGCUACUGCAUAGCCAGAUUUUCGAAGUAUUAUGAGAAACUUAUGUGGCAUGAAGGAUUCACCGUCAUAGGUUCUCCAAUUGAUGAUUUUAAGAAACUCUGGCCAUCAGACUACCAACGGUUCUGUGAUAAAAUGGAAGAAUACCAAUUGAAAAUGAAGGCUUUAGGUGAUAAACUAAUAAGGUUAAUCUUCAAGUUUCUUGGCAUCUCCGAUGAAGAGAUGGUGAAAUUGUUGUCUUACAUCGACCCGACCACCGGAAAACCCCACAUGCUUUUACGCUUGAACUCGUAUCCGCCAUGCCCUGAUCCAAGCAAAGUCAUUGGCCUCGCGGACCACACUGACACCUCCUUCCUCACAAUGCUUCACCAAGCACGCAAAUAUGGGCUACAGAUCUUCAAGGAGAAAGAAGGCUGGAUUCCGCUGGCUCGGAGGAGUGACACUCUCAUUAUUAACAUCGGCGAUUUACUCCAAAUUAUAUCGAACGGGCAGUUUCAUAGCAUUCCUCACCGAGUGAUGAUACAAGAGACUGAGGAGACUACGAUGUCGAUGGCAUUUUUCUAUUAUCCACCAAGUUAUUUAAACGUAGCACCUUAUUGUAAGCCAUUGAGUGAAACCCCACAAACUCCCAUUUAUAAAGGAGUGAACGUGAAAGAAUAUUUCGCCAUCAAAGCUAACAACUUGGGCAAGGGAAUUGCUGCCCUAACGAUAUGAUGUUUCAUAUUGAAGCCCUCUUGUUUGCUUCAUUUUCAAAAGGGUUUUCAAAAAAUAAGUUGUUAAACUGUUCAUGUUGGGGCAGAUUUUAAAUGGUUUAGUUUGAUGUUCAUACACAGCCAUGCAAUAAAUAUGGAAACUUGUAUGUAA